Messenger RNA from Truncatella angustata, 1003 nucleotides. RefSeq lists its product as uncharacterized. The coding region runs from base 304 to 849 and encodes 181 amino acids. The transcript is spliced from 2 exons. The record is from RefSeq and is a predicted model, not a curated record. Lineage: Eukaryota; Fungi; Ascomycota; Sordariomycetes; Amphisphaeriales; Sporocadaceae.
GUGAAUCAUGCCCACAAAUUGUGACAAAGAGUUCAAUUGCGUAAUAACCCAACGCUACUGCCUGGUUUCCCCUGAGACAAGCGCUCCAAAAUGAUAUCAUCGAAUGCCAAGGUGAUUAGGUAACAAAGGCUGGAUCUAUUGUGUCUCUGCGGCUGUAUGCUUGCAUAUAAACAUAUCCUCGCCCCUCCAACCUUUCACCCACUUCCUAUCUGCACACUCAACAAAGCUUUACAAAAGAUAACACAAACCAGCAUCUACACAUAACUUCACUCCUACCUAACGCUAUCUACAACAAUCAUCACAAUGUCUUCCAAUGACAAUACCUCCACUCUCAAGUCGUAUGUCGACUCUGCUGUCGGCGCCGCCCAGAAUGUCCUCGGCAACUUGACAGGAAGCACUGGCGACCAGGUUCAAGGCCAGGCCAAGCAAGACAAGGCCCAAGCUGAGAACGACGCAUCGCAUGCCACUUUGAAAGGACCAGGUUUCACAGCAUCCUCUGCUGGUGUUAGCAAGGACGACCCCGACCGCGCUGCCGGUAGCUGGAACCAGACUGCUGGCUCUGCCAAGGAGACCCUGGGUGGACUUGUUGGAUCUCAAAGUCUCAAGCAAUCCGGCCGUGAACAGAACCUUGAAGGCCAACAACAAGAGGCCAAGGGUCAGAUCAAUGAUUACACCAAGGGCGUUGGUGACCGUGUCACUGGCACUGUCGGCGCUGCCGUCUCCGGUUUGACUGGCAACACUGGUGCCCAGAAAGAGUAUGAGGCCCAGCACGCUACCGGCAAGACAAGCCAGCGUGGCGCAGAGCACGAUAUUUUGAAGCAGGCCGAUGCUAAGGGUGAGCUUCGAUAAAUGCUGUCUCGAUUUUGAGACCACUACGAGUUUGUGGAGAAUUGCUCGGACGAAACAAAAUAUGAUACCCACCAAGGCAACGAGGUCUGCGUAAAUUUAGUACGGAUGCUCUCUAAGUUGCUUAAUAAGUAGUAAUUAUACUUCAUCUAGGAGA